GUAGAGUCUGCCAAACCUCAAGAGAAGCUUGUGCCUGCCGUGCUGUGGAGCCAGCUCACUGCCGAGACUGAUGGGCAUCCCUGCAUUCCUACUCCUCCUUGCCACUGAGAGCGGCUGGGCUGACUGCAAGCCCUCCCAGCCCUUGGGCCCCAUGCUUCUGUGGACAGCCGUGCUAUUCCUGGCUCCUGUUGCUGGGAUGCCUGAAACUCUCCCGAAGGCUGUGGUGAGACUUGAGCCCCCGUGGGUCACCGUACUCAAGGAGGACGAUGUGACUCUGACGUGCUGGGGGGCCCACACUCCCGGGAACUACUCCACCCAAUGGUUCCACAAUGGGAGCUCCAUUCAGACCCAGGUCCAGCCCAGCUUCAGGUUUAAGGCCAAGACCAAUGACAGCGGGGAGUACAGGUGCCAGACGGGCCAGAGCAGCCUCAGCGACCCUGUGCAUCUGGAUGUGUUUUCCGGGUGGCUGGUGCUCCAGACGCCUCACCUUGAGUUCCAGGACGGGGAAACCGUCAUGCUGAGGUGCCACGCCUGGAAGAACAGGCCUCUGGGCAAGAUCACAUUCUUCCAGAAUGGAAAAUCCAAGAAGUUUUCCUAUCUCAAUGCCAACUUCUCCAUCCCACAAGCAAACCACAGUCACAGUGGUGAUUACCACUGCACAGGAACUAUAGGACAGGUGUCGCGUUCAUCCCAGUCUGUGACCAUCACUGUCCAAGGGCCCAAAGCGAGCAACUCUUCUCCGAUGGUGGUAAUUGUGGCUGUGGUCACUGGGAUUGCUGUAGCGGCCAUUGUUGCUGUCGUAGCAGCCUUGACCUACCGCAGGAGAAAGCGGACUUCAGCCAAUCUCACUGAUGCUGAGGAGGCUGCCAAGGUUGAGGCUGAGAACACAAUCACCUAUUCACUUCUCAUGCACCCGGAAGCUCUAGAGGAAGAAACAGAGUCCGAUUACCAGAACCGCAUUUAGUCUCCACUGUCUUGCUCUGGGAUUUGGGAAGAGAAUCAGAAAGGCGAGGAUUUGGUGUCUCCUGGCCUAAAUUCCUGUUGGGUAGGACAAGGGGAUGCUGCAGUUCCAAAGGAGAAGGACUCUUCCCGAGUAAUCUGUGUGAGUCCCGAAGCUCCCUGUCCUGAAGCCAUAGACCACAUGGUCCUGGAUGACUGACUGCACCUUCUGUGCCUCAGCGCUUCUCAACAUCAAGACUCUUCUAUUACACAUCCCCACAGCCAAUAAGAUUAGUAAAAUUACUGCUAUUAAGAGAUUGUAGCAACAUGGGAAAUGCUUAUGUUACAGGUUACGAGAACAAUUAUGUAAGUUUAUAUGAAUUCAGAAAUGUUAAAAUAGAUUAACCAACACUGAUACAUUA
Molecule: messenger RNA, 1361 nt
Organism: Propithecus coquereli (Coquerel's sifaka)
Lineage: Eukaryota; Metazoa; Chordata; Mammalia; Primates; Indriidae
Gene: FCGR2B
Product: Fc fragment of IgG, low affinity IIb, receptor (CD32)
Exons: 7
Coding region: 71-964 (297 amino acids)
Biological process (GO): cell surface receptor signaling pathway
Molecular function (GO): transmembrane signaling receptor activity
Source: RefSeq, a predicted model, not a curated record